Scheffersomyces stipitis CBS 6054 is the source of this 1770-nucleotide messenger RNA. RefSeq names its product Ecm38p (gene ECM38). The record is from RefSeq and is a predicted model, not a curated record. Lineage: Eukaryota; Fungi; Ascomycota; Pichiomycetes; Serinales; Debaryomycetaceae. The coding region runs from base 1 to 1770 and encodes 589 amino acids. The transcript has a single exon.
AUGUCAAUUCCUGAAGCCUUCAUCAAGUUUUCUUCGAGAAGAUCCACUGUGUAUUCCACCAAGGGAAUCGUUUCUUCUACCCAGUCCUUAGCCAACGCUGCUGGUCUCAGGAUUCUUCUGAAGGGUGGUAAUUGUGUGGACGCAGCUAUCGCCGUUCUGGCUGCUCUCUGUAUUACCGAACCUACGUCAACUGGUAUUGGGGGUGACUGUUUUGCUCUCUACUAUAAGUUGGAUGAUAAGAACGAUCCCAAAAGCGGUAAGGUUCUUGGUUUGAAUGGUACCGGUAGAGCUGCUAAGGCUGUGACUCCGCAAGAUGUUUGGAAUGAACAUAACCAUGGUAAACCCAUGAAGAGAAUUCCGUACACCUCUGUAUUUGCUGUGACUGUUCCUGGAGCUAUUGCUGGUUGGAAUGAUGCCUAUGACAAAUGGGGCUCGGGAAACGUUACCUUUGCUGAGAUUCUCGAGCCUGCUAUUGAGUUAGCUGAAAAGGGUUUCCCCGUCGCUGAGCUUGCCAGCCGUUCUUGGAGAUCUGCUUCAGUCAAGUUGAAGAAUCAGAAUCCAGAUGUAGACGUAGCCGACAAUGCAUUUUUGUUUGACGGAGAACCACCUCAAGAAGGAGACUUUGUCACUAAUAAACGUGUAGCUGAGACGUUGAAAAUAGUGGCUAAGGAAGGUAAGAAGGGAUUCUACCACGGUCCAGUUGCUGAAGCUAUCAUCCGCACUACUGGUGCCAGAAAUGGCAAACUUACUUUGGAUGAUCUUUCGUCUCAUACCUCAACCUUUGUAGAUCCAAUCAAGCUCAAUUUCCAGGGCUCUAAUGUAUGGGAAAUUCCUCCUAAUGGCCAUGGAUUGGUGGCCCUUUUGGCGCUUGGAAUCAUUCAGGAGCUUCACAACUCGGGGAAAAUCGAUAUCUACAAGUUGAAGCAUAAUUCCGCCGAAUACUUGCAUCUCUUGGUGGAAGUUUGUAAGAUCGCCUUCUAUGAUUCGGAUGAAUACGUCACGGAUCCUCAAUUCAAGGAUCUUCCCAUAGAAUCACUCUUGAGCCCUGAAUACUUGAAGAAAAGAGCCAAACUCUUUGACCCUUCCAAGAUCAUCGAUGGUGAAACGAUGUCUCACGGAGUUCCUGAUCCAAAGUACAAAUCUGAUACUGUCUACCUCACAGUUACGGACUCCAAUGGAGAAGCCUGUUCCUUUAUCAACUCUGUCUACCAGGGUUUUGGUUCUGGUAUUCUUGUGGAGGACUAUGGUUUCUGUCUCCACAACCGUGGGGCAAACUUCAACUUGAGUCCUGGAAAGAGCAACUGUCUUGAAGGUGGUAAGCGUCCAUACCAUACAAUUAUCCCUGGAAUGAUCACCAAUGAAGACAACUCGUUGUAUGCGUCAUUUGGAAAUAUGGGAGGCUUUGCCCAACCCGUUUGUCAUGUCCAGCAUGUUCUCAAUCUCACUGUGUUCAACUUCUCUCCACAGCAGCUGAUUGACUCGCCACGUUUCAUUCUUGAUUCAGAUGAAAACAAUGACGCAGACCGUGGUCGUGGUGCUGAUGGCCCUGUUAGAACUCCAGUCACAGUGGUAGCUCUUGAGGAAGGUAUUGACCAGAAAGUAGUCGAUCAAUUGCAAGAACUCGGACAUGAAACCAAAGUUUACACUGGUUAUUCAAGAGGUACCUUUGGUAGAGCACAAAUCAUCAAGAAGGAUGUCAAAAAGGGUAAUAUUGUCUAUUCAGCAGGUUCUGACUUGAGAGGUGAUGGAGCAGCAGUGGCCUACUUGUGA